AUGGUGUUUUAUCUUUCCUUUCUCAGUCACAUAGAAAAAAUUACAACAUGGCAAGAUCCUCGAAAAACUAUGAACCAGACACUGAAUCACAUGAGCCACCAUCCCGCAGCUACUUCCACACCGAUACAACAGAGGUCCAUGGCAAUGUCUCAGCCAAAUCUCGUCAUGAAUCACCAGCACCAAAUAACACCCAGCACUGCCAUGUCGCAGCAGAGUCGUCCUCCCCAGACUCCGCAGCCGGGGCUGUUGAACCUGCCCAGUGCCCUGACCACACAGCAGCAGCAGCAGCAGAAGUUGAGGCUCCAGAGGAUCCAGAUGGAGAGGGAGCGAAUCAGGAUGCGUCAGGAGGAGUUACUGCGACAGGAAGCUGCUCUGUGCAGACAACUUCCCAUGGACUCAGAAAGCAUGGCCCCCGUUCAGACAGCUGUGAAUGCACCUGCCAUGGCCCAAGACAUGAGACCUAUUACAAAUAACGGAUCCGACCCUUUCUUGAGCAGUGGGCCAUACCAUUCCAGGGAGCAGAGUACAGACAGUGGCUUGGGAUUAGGGUGCUACAGUAUACCAACGACACCUGAAGAUUUCCUCAGCAACGUGGAUGAGAUGGAUACAGGAGAAACUAUAGCACAGACAACAAUGAACAUCAAUCCACAACAAACACGUUUCCCUGAUUUCCUCGACUGUCUUCCAGGAACAAAUGUUGAUCUUGGGACUCUAGAGUCAGAAGACUUGAUCCCUAUUCUCAAUGAUGUGGAGUCAGUACUCAACAAAAACGAGCCCUUCCUUACCUGGCUGUAAUCGCUGAAUGCUGAUUCAGCCUACAGUGCGAUUCAGCAUUUCUUUUUCCUCUUGAGAUAGAGGUAGAAUAUAUGAAAAUCCUCAAAAGAUAUGACUUACUGCCUUAAUGACUUUUGUUACAUCAUCUUUAUGGUGAGGUUAAUCUCUGCCUGGAUUUGAUUGACACUAACUUAAGUAUAAAAUACAUAUAUAUAUAUAUAUA
Messenger RNA from Pterocles gutturalis (yellow-throated sandgrouse), 997 nucleotides. RefSeq names its product WW domain containing transcription regulator 1 (gene WWTR1). Gene Ontology annotation, molecular function: transcription corepressor activity; transcription coactivator activity. NCBI's taxonomy places the organism in Eukaryota, Metazoa, Chordata, Aves, Pterocliformes, Pteroclidae. Gene Ontology annotation, cellular component: nucleus; cytoplasm. The transcript has 5 exons. The record is from RefSeq and is a predicted model, not a curated record. Gene Ontology annotation, biological process: hippo signaling; positive regulation of transcription by RNA polymerase II. Bases 1 to 795 code for a protein of 264 amino acids.